AUGGAGGAACAUCUUGAAUCGUAUAGCCAUAUCUCGCCCGAUUCUGGCCUCCCAAUAACAUUACAUCCUAAUUUCAACCCAAGAAUCAACAACUGGAAUCCCCCCAAACCGCUCUACAGUGAAUUCCGUCCACCAAAAGACCGAGCCCUCUUCGCAGACCCCUCAAAACCAAACCUUUUCGCUGUAGCCACCCCCACCGACCUUACAGAAAGUAUCGGCACAGUCCUUAGUAAUGUCCAACUCUCAGACCUAACUCUAACCCAACUCGAUGAGCUCGCCCUCCUUGUCGCCGAACGCGGCGUCGUAUUUUUCCGCAACCAAACCCUAAAAACCAAGCAACAAGAGUCCCUUUUCUCCCACUAUGGCAUUAUCGACCGCCAUCCUACCCAAAGAGAGAAAGCCCAUCUCCUCGUAAAAGGCAGCGGACACGGUACCGACACCCGUGAAUUACUCAAUUACACCCCCUGGCCUUACGCCGGGUGGCAUGCUGACGCGAGCUUCGAAAUAAACCCCCCGUCGUACUGUAUGCUACGCAUGGAAUCACACCCACCUGUUGGGGGUGAUACGGCGUGGGUCUCCCAAUAUGGACUGUAUGAUGCGUUGAGUGCGAGCUACAAAGAGCUCUUUGAGGGGUUGCAUGCUGUACAUACUUCAAGGUUGCAGUACGAUACGCUGCUUGAUCUUUGGGGGGUUGGGCCGAAUAGACCGCCUCUAGAUAUGCAUCAUCCUGCUGUGAGGACUCAUCCUGUGACGCGAUUGAAGGCGUUGAAUGUAAAUGAGGGGUUUGUUACUGGGUUUGCGGAGUUGAAGAAGCUCGAGUCUGAGUAUACUUACGUGUUUUCCAACGUAGAUAAAUUAUUAGACUUUGCGCUACAACUGAUCCACUCUGCUGAUGAUCACCUGGUACGGUGGAAAUGGGAAGCUGGGUCUGUUGCUUUUUGGGAUAAUCGGUGCACACUUCAUCGCGUGGUUCCAGGCAAAUACAAGGAAGAAACUCGAAGAGGUAUACGGACAAGGGUUCUCGGGGAGAAGCCUUACCUUGACCCUAGCGGCGAGGGCCGUGAGGAGCGUACCACAAGACUGGCUGAAGAUACUUCGAACAAGGAGUCCAACGAAUUCGGCUCGUAA
Penicillium taxi is the source of this 1128-nucleotide messenger RNA. RefSeq names its product TauD/TfdA dioxygenase family protein. NCBI's taxonomy places the organism in Eukaryota, Fungi, Ascomycota, Eurotiomycetes, Eurotiales, Aspergillaceae. The record is from RefSeq and is a predicted model, not a curated record. Bases 1 to 1128 code for a protein of 375 amino acids. Gene Ontology annotation, cellular component: cytoplasm. The transcript has 5 exons. Gene Ontology annotation, molecular function: 2-oxoglutarate-dependent dioxygenase activity.